AUGGAUACGGAUAGAAGAUCAAGAUCCAGGGACCCUGUGUCUCGUGACGAACCAGCCGAUCACUACCGGCCCGAAUCCCGCAAUCGUUCCCCAUCGCGAACCCCCUCCGAGGCCAUGGAUCGCUACGACACACACGACCGCACCUCCCAAGCCCGCUCUCCGGCCCCGCGCAACGGAAGACCUCGGACUUACAGUCGCAGCCUAUCCCGUAGCCGUAGCCGUAGCCUCAGUCGAAGCAGAAGCCGCAGUCGUAGUCGAAGCUACUCGCGCGAUCGCAGCUGGAGUCGCUCAAGAAGUCGCACUCGCAGUCCCACGCCCCAGGCCAGAAGCACCAAGAUUGUUGUCGAACGUCUCACCAAGAACGUGAACGAAGACCACCUUCGAGAGAUCUUUGGCCAGUACGGCGAGAUUGAGGACUUGGACCUGCCUCUCAACCGUCAGCUUGGAACCAACCGUGGCACAGCUUACAUUUUGUUCUACAACGAAGCCGACGCCGAGGCUGCCAUUGCCCACAUGCACGAGGCCACUGUAGAUGGCGCCGUCAUCAACGUUUCCAUCGUGCUACCCCGCCGCAAGCUCUCGCCCGCACCCCCUACAGCUCGCCGCGGAGCAAAUAUUAACCCGCGUAUACCGCCCCCUCAUCAGUCCAGACCCUUUGGCGGCAACAUAGGUGGUGGUGGGGGAGGGGGUCAUGGGCGUGGAUCUGGGCCAGGUCGUCAUGGGAACCGUUCUGAUACCUACCGUCCCCGUUCUCUCUCAAGGUCGAGAUCUCGGUCACCCGUUCAGGCAGGAGGGAAUCAUAAUCGCAGGCAAAGAUCCCCUUCGUAUUCAUCCCGGUCUCGAUCCAGCACUCCACCACCAGCCCGCGGUGGAGGACGAGGGAGUCGCAAUGUCGGUGGGCGCUACGACGGCGACGACGAUAGGGAUAAUCGCAGAAGCGCUAGCCGCGACAGCUAUGAUAGUUACGACCGUAGGAGCAGAAGCCCCAGUCGCCAUCGGGACCGUGGAGGGAGGUGA
Molecule: messenger RNA, 1017 nt
Organism: Podospora anserina S mat+
Lineage: Eukaryota; Fungi; Ascomycota; Sordariomycetes; Sordariales; Podosporaceae
Exons: 3
Coding region: 1-1017 (338 amino acids)
Biological process (GO): mRNA splicing, via spliceosome
Cellular component (GO): cytoplasm; ASAP complex; nucleoplasm
Molecular function (GO): RNA binding
Source: RefSeq, a predicted model, not a curated record